Fonticula alba is the source of this 1584-nucleotide messenger RNA. RefSeq names its product methylcrotonoyl-CoA carboxylase beta chain, mitochondrial. The transcript is spliced from 6 exons. NCBI's taxonomy places the organism in Eukaryota, Rotosphaerida, Fonticulaceae. The record is from RefSeq and is a predicted model, not a curated record. Gene Ontology annotation, molecular function: methylcrotonoyl-CoA carboxylase activity. Gene Ontology annotation, cellular component: methylcrotonoyl-CoA carboxylase complex; mitochondrion. Bases 1 to 1584 code for a protein of 527 amino acids. Gene Ontology annotation, biological process: L-leucine catabolic process.
AUGUUCUCCAUCUCGCGGUCGAUUGCCCGGGGCGUCGCCCGCCCGGGCGUGUCCUCGGCCCUCUUCCGUUCGGGCUCUGCCACUGCCUUCCGCGCGUACUCUUCUCUCGACGUGUCGGCCACUCUGAAGACCAACGUCGACACCACUUCGGACGUCUUUGCCGAGAAUGAUACUCGCAUGCGCUCCCUCGUGGCCGAUCUCAAGGCCAAGGUGGCCCAGUUUUCCCUCGGUGGCGGGGAGACUUCCCGCGCUCGUCAUACCUCCCGCGGCAAGCUCCUCCCUCGCGAGCGUGUUCGCCAGCUCCUGGACCCGGGCUCGCCCUUCCUGGAGUUCUCCCAGUUCGCCGGCUACCAAAUGUAUCCAGAUGAUGUUCCCUGCGCUGGCAUCAUCACCGUCGACUCCGGUGGUGCCAACCUCCCCAACCAGGCGGACGUCUUCCCCGACAAGGAGCACUUCGGCCGGAUUUUCUACAACCAGGCUACCAUGUCCGCGGCCGGCAUUCCGCAGAUUGCCGUGGUCAUGGGCUCCUGCACGGCCGGUGGUGCGUACGUCCCGGCGAUGGCCGACGAGUCGAUCAUCGUCGCCAACCAGGGCACCAUCUUCCUGGGCGGUCCGCCGCUGGUGCGCGCGGCCACUGGUGAGGUGGUCUCCGCCGAGGAUCUGGGCGGUGCCGACGUGCACACCCGCGUGUCUGGUGUGGCCGACCACAUGGCCGUGGACGAUGCCCACGCGCUGGCCCUCACGCGCCGGCUCUUCCUGAACCUGAACCAGCGCCCGGGGGCGGACAUUCGCACCCGGCUGCCGGUGCGCGAGCCGAUCUACAACCCCGAGGAGAUGUACGGCAUUGUCGGCGACAACCUGCGCCGGCCGUUCGACGUGCGCGAGGUCAUCGCCCGCAUUGUCGAUGGCUCGGAGUUCGACGAGUUCAAGGCCCGGUAUGGCACCACCCUGGUGACUGGCUUUGCUCACCUCCAUGGCUACCCGGUCGGUAUUGUGGCCAACAAUGGCAUCCUCUUCGGCGAGUCGGCCGUCAAGGGUGCCCACUUCAUCGAGCUCUGCGCCCAGCGCAAGAUCCCCCUCAUCUUCCUUCAGAACAUCACCGGCUUCAUGGUUGGCCAGUCCUACGAGCAUGGCGGUAUCGCCAAGCACGGUGCCAAGCUGGUGAAUGCGGUGGCUUGCGCGAAUGUGCCGAAGUUCACCGUGGUCAUCGGUGGCAGCUUCGGUGCCGGCAACUACGGCAUGUGCGGCCGUGCUUACGGCCCUCGGCAGAUGUGGAUGUGGCCGAACUCUCGCAUUUCGGUCAUGGGUGGCGAGCAGGCCGCUGGCGUGUUGACCACCGUGGCCCGCGACCAAGCCGAGCGCUCUGGCAAGGAGUUCUCCACCGAGCGCGAGCGCUCCAUCGCCGAGCCGAUCCUUGCCCAGUACGAGCAUGAGGGCCAUCCUUACUUCUCCAGUGCCCGCCUCUGGGACGAUGGCAUCAUCGACCCGGUGGACACCCGCACCGUGCUUGGCCUUGGUCUGAGCGCCGCCAUGAACCAGCCCUUCGACAAGGAGGAUACCCGCUUCGGUGUCUUCCGCAUGUAA